CGCUCUCGGCGAGGAAACUCUGGCCUCCGCUUCCUCCUCCUCCGACUCGGACACCGGCGGAGCCUCCCCGCCCCCGCGGAAGAAAGCCCGGGCCUCCCCGGCGGCGGCGGUGGAGGGAGCAGGAGAGCCCGGGGCUUCCGCGGGCAGAGCAGGCCUCACCUCGUCCCAGUCCCCCUCGGUGCCCGCCGGGCUCGCCCCCGCCGCCGCCCCGCUCAGAGGCAGUAGCAGCAGCGGCGGCAUCGCCAGCAGCGCCAUGCAGGCCAACGGGGCGGGAGGGGGCCAGCAGCAGCAGCAGCCGCCGCCGCAGGGCCCGGAGCUGGGCUGCCUGGGCGCCCAGAACGGCGAGGCCUCGGCGGGCACGGCCGCCGGCGAGCAGCUGGCCCACGCCAACGGGCUGCUGCCCUCGGCCAACAGCGGCGGCCCCGGCGGCGGCAGCCCCGGCGGGCUCGGCGUCAACAACGGGGUGCCCGCCGCCGGGGGGCCCGGCCCGGCCGCCGCCGAGCUGGGGGGCGGCGGUGGCGGCAGUGCCCUGAAGAAGAAGAAGCGGCUCUCGCAGUCCGACGAGGACGUGAUCCGGCUGAUCGGGCAGCACCUCCACGGGCUGGGGCUCAACCAGACUGUUGAUCUCCUCAUGCAAGAGUCAGGAUGUCGUUUAGAACAUCCUUCAGCUACCAAAUUCCGCAAUCAUGUCAUGGAAGGAGAAUGGGAUAAGGCUGAGAACGACCUGAAUGAACUUAAGGCCUUAGUGCAUUCUCCGCAUGCAAUUGUGAGGAUGAAGUUUUUGCUGCUGCAGCAGAAGUACCUGGAAUACCUGGAGGAUGGCAAGGUCCUGGAGGCACUUCAGGUUCUACGCUGUGAACUGACGCCUCUGAAAUAUAACACAGAACGCAUUCAUGUCCUCAGUGGGUACCUGAUGUGUAGCCAUGCAGAAGACUUGCGUGCAAAAGCAGAGUGGGAAGGGAAAGGAACAGCUUCCAGAUCUAAGCUUUUGGACAAGCUCCAGACCUACCUGCCCCCAUCAGUGAUGCUUCCUCCGAGGCGUUUACAGAACCUGCUCCGCCAGGCUGUGGAACUCCAACGGGACCGGUGCCUAUAUCACAACACCAAACUAGACAGCAACCUAGAUUCUGUCUCGCUGCUAAUAGAUCACGUUUGUAGUAGGAAACAGUUCCCAUGCUAUACCCAGCAAAUCCUAACGGAGCACUGUAACGAAGUGUGGUUCUGUAAAUUCUCCAACGACGGCACUAAAUUAGCAACAGGAUCUAAGGACACAACUGUUAUUAUAUGGCAGGUUGAUCCAGACACUCACCAGCUAAAACUACUUAAGACGUUAGAGGGUCACGCGUACGGGGUCUCCUAUAUUGCCUGGAGUCCAGAUGACAACUACCUGGUUGCCUGUGGCCCAGAUGAUUGCUCUGAGCUUUGGCUCUGGAAUGUACAAACUGGGGAGCUGAGGACAAAGAUGAGCCAGUCUCAUGAAGACAGUUUAACAAGCGUGGCCUGGAAUCCUGAUGGGAAGCGUUUUGUAACGGGAGGGCAGCGUGGACAGUUCUAUCAGUGUGAUUUAGAUGGUAAUCUCCUUGACUCCUGGGAAGGGGUGAGAGUGCAAUGCCUUUGGUGCUUGAGUGAUGGGAAAACUGUUCUAGCGUCAGACACACACCAGCGAAUUCGGGGUUAUAACUUCGAGGAUCUCACAGACAGGAACAUAGUACAAGAGGAUCACCCUAUUAUGUCGUUUACUAUUUCAAAAAAUGGCCGUUUAGCUUUGUUAAAUGUAGCAACUCAGGGAGUUCACUUAUGGGACUUACAAGACAGAGUUUUAGUGAGAAAGUAUCAAGGUGUUACACAAGGAUUUUACACAAUUCACUCGUGUUUUGGAGGUCAUAAUGAAGAUUUCAUUGCGAGUGGCAGUGAAGAUCACAAGGUGUACAUCUGGCACAAGCGCAGCGAGCUGCCCAUCGCGGAGCUGACGGGGCACACGCGCACGGUGAACUGCGUGAGCUGGAACCCGCAGGUCCCGGCCAUGAUGGCCAGCGCCUCCGACGACGGCACCGUUAGGAUAUGGGGACCAGCGCCUUUCGUAGACAACCAGGAUAUCGAAGAGGAAUGCAGUAGCAUGGAUAGUUGAUGGCGAAUUUGGAGCAGACGACUUCAGUUUAACUUAAUUAGUCGUAUUUUAAAUGGCUUGGGAUUUGGUGCAAACAAACAUGAUUGAUAGCUGGACAGACAUGCUCGUCAUGAAAAAGAACCAUUUCUGAAGCCCAGUUGGGGCCAAACAUUUACCACCUUUGCUUCAUAGUAACCAGUCGAGAUGAAGCACGUCUUUAGAACUUUGUUGGACACCGUGUUGAAAUUACCCCCCCAUCGGUUGUGAAGAACUGUGCUACAUUCAGGCUAACCAUUGAACUCAGUAUAUAUAUUUUUCCCUCCUGCCUUUUUGUCUGGCAGGCUACUGUUCUUGUUGCUCUUCUGUGUAAUGAAGUUUAAAUGCUUGUUUGGAACACUUUAUUUAACAGUUUAGAAGGCUUGAUAGAAAGAGUGCUUUAGUCUGAAGAGUAUACAUUGGAUAGGAAAGUAUUUCCUUCUCUUGUUUCUCAAGUCUCUUCCGCCUUACUUAGCUCGAGAUCUUUGCAGCUUGGUUCAUGGAUUCUAGCCUUGCCCGUUGCGCAGUAUAUUAUCAAUUGAGAGGAUAAACCAAUGAACUAUGUCAAAAGCACUCUCAGUAUCACAUUUGACAAAAAGUUUUGUACUUUUCACAUAGCUCGUUGCCCUGCAAAGGGGUUAACAGCACAAUUUUUUAAAAAUAAAUUAUUUAUAGGAUUAAAAUGACUUCAUUUGUAUACAUUUGGAAUUAAAACAAUGCAAGAAGUGUCGUGAAACACCGUAUCACUGAUGCUUUUCUGGAGUGUCCUGAGACCCAAUCAAAAGCAGUGGCUGGAAAGAGAUUUAUGUAGGCAGUAAAGCUUGUUUCAGAUGGAGGAAUUCGCUGUCCAUCUUAACAGAUAAACUGUAUUAGUUAAGAAAAAAAGCAUUCAGACUGCACCACCAGUCUAAGAGUUGAAACAAGAAGAGGUCUUUCUGGUUUUUUUAAUUACGUAAAUAUAUGCAACAAUGCUGGUGUAAAAGGUAGACUACACUUUGAGGGAAGAAUGUGUUGAAAGAGUUCUUUCUUCACAAAGUCAACACUUUGUAUAAGUAAUUUACGUACAAAUCAUAAUUAAACACUUGUAUUAUGAUGGAAAUUUUUUCUUUAUUUGAUAAACAAGGGUGGACAGAUUUUGUUGAGAAUAUACUUUUAAGUUUGCAGAUUUAAAUGCCUCUCCCAGACCUUGUUGCAAGCUGGUGCCGUGAACAUCUUGACACAUCUAGGAGUAGUUCCACUAAUGUCCCAUGUUAAGAAAAAGCAAAGACAUUUAUAAUUUAAAUGUUUAUUCUUUUUGACAUAAACAGAUGGCCUGGCAUCUCUGUGCUUCUGCACUACACACAAAUCCAUUAUGGGAUGGCAUUGGAUUCCCUUUUGCCACCUUGGGUGGAAAGGUAGUGUUGGUACUGCUGUGAAGUAAGGAAGGAGCAGGGAAGGGCAUGCCACCAGGAGUCAUGUGAGCAGAAGUGUGGACUUCAUCCUUUCAUGAGAUAAUGAUUUAGUGUCCUUAUUAGUCACGUGUGGAAGAAGGGUGGGGGAAGGUUUGCUGGAAUUCCUGGGAAGAGAGGUGUAGCCACUGAUGAAUGGGAGUGUGGUGUUUCCAAGAAAAACAAAGGUUAGCAGGUUAGAUUUUUUUUUUAUUUUAGAUUCCAGCCAUCCGGUGGUGUGUGUUUGUCUUGCCUUGUGUGCAGACUUAAGCAUGAGUUAAGAUUCUGAUGCUGUGGUUGAAACCAGCCCCGAGUCUGGCUUAUGAGCCUUCUAAUACCUCCAAAACCAGGUAGGAACUUAAUGUUCAGCCUUAAAACUAAGGUGACAGCUUUGAUAGCAAUUACUGUUUCACAGCACUGAGAAUACAUGUGUAAACUUAAGAUGAUACAUCAGUACCUUCUUCCUUUAAUCAGUUCUGGAGGAAGCUCUUUGUUUCCCUUCCUAGUUCAGACAGUAUAAGAUGAGUCAGGCCUGUGGCCUUUAUUUUGCAGGAAAACAGACAAGUUCCCAUGGUCAGAUUUGAGUAAGCUAAACCUUGGGGAGAAAUUUAACAAUUUUAAGGAGAAAUUAAUUACCUAAACUGUAAACAGUAAAUUGUAAAAGUGUUUUACAUGUUCAAAACAUGGUAUAAUUCAUAAGCAAUGCCAGCAUGUGAAUCUUGGAAGUUAUUCUAGUAUUGUGUUACUCUGGAACUUACAUUUUCAAACGAAACAUUGUUUAGAGAGCGUAAGGAGAAUAAUGGUUUUGAUGUCUCCUAAUGUCUCAUACAAUGGUCUGGCACUAUGUACUCAUGGAAAUAAAGUGGGAAAUUUAGGCAGGUGGUGAAGGCUGGAUCAAAUCUCAAGUGUAGAUUUAAGGUCUCACCUCAGGCAUUUCUAUGUGGUGUCCAUGACUAACCAGAGUGAGACUCCUUCCCUGGUACAGCUGGGGUGGGCUGUGGGCUGAUGCCUGCUUUCCAGGGCAGUGCAGUUAGGAAUUCAAACUAGCACCUCUGCCAGAACACUGCCCCGCUCUUCUGGACUUGCUUUGUCCCUCUGGAGGACACUUGAGGUAUUUAGAAGCUGCGUUAGGGAGAGGCACAUGUGGGAUCUCUCUCCCUUAGUGUCCUGGUGCAGCCCUGCCGUGUAAAGGCAAGCCCCAAGCAGGGGGCAGUGCUCCCAGAGUGUCUCAGUGACAGCCUGUUUGCACCCCCUGGGCCACGAGCAGGCAGGACAGAAAGGGGAGACUCAUCUUCACUUUGCCACGCUGCUCAGUGCCACAGCAGCUGCCAUUAGAGAUGCAGCAAUGAGUACCAUCCCCACCCUGAGAUGAAAGAGCAACCUAAACUGUUUCCAACACAUUGCAUAGUCACACUAUGUGGAUUGAAAAGUACCAAUACUUUUUGUGCACAGACGGUGAAAUGAGACUGGGGUGGGGUGGAGGGGAAAAAACCCAAAUCAGUUUGCUCAUUUGCAACACAUUGAUUUCCAUGUGCUUAAAAAUGUUCAUAGGCUGGAGUGUAAGGCUGGAACAAGUAGACACCCACAAUAAAUUCCUGUAUUUCUCGUCAGCAGGCCCGUGGUUUUAGAGAGGAAAAUACUGUAAGUGUGCACUCAUUUUGUAACUUUCUCUGGUCACCUGGCUUCAAACAUUCACAGUAGCCCCAGGUUAUUAUCAAGGCAGAUCUCAAAAAACAUGUUGAAGCAUUUAUUAUCUGAAUGUUCUUUAGCUGUUCAGGUAAGUAAUUUUCAAGGCACAAUGGAACACAAAAGGGAAAAAUGGUAGCUCUGUUCAUGUUUUGGAGGGGAGGGAAGUGGGGGCAAUGACACCUUUGUUUUUAAAUUCCCUCUGUCUUUUCUAAAGUUCUCCAACUUUAAAGUUAACUUCUCUUUAUGAUUGGAGCAAAGAUGCAAGCUAGAAAUCUGCCCAGAUCUUGCCAGUUACUUCUCAACUUGGCUUCAACCAGGUAAUGUUUAAUAAAACUCUGUCUGCUGUUGGGAGUUGGUGUCUAGUUGUGUAUUUUUACACUGCUAAGUGAUACUCCCACCCAAAAUCACUUGUAAAGGCUUCCUUAGCAGGAAGCCAGGACUUGUAUAAUUAGCUGUAGCUCGAGGGGAUAUGGUGUAGAUCCAAAUGGGGAGGGAGGUAGAGAAAAAAGAACGGACAUAAAAAGCAGGAUUUACUGACCAACAAACAAACUACUGUAACUCAAGGAGGAGGAGGAAAAAUGCACUUUCAAUAGUUUGUCCAUAUUUUUAGCUACAAAAUACACUUGUAUCUAAUUUCUUUUUGAGACGACUAUUAAGAGGAACACCCAUCCCAUAAAUGGCUAAUCCUCCUUUUGCCCUCCUCCUGUCUUUUCCACAUUGGCUUGAGUCCAUUUUCAGCUGCCAUACUUGAUUUUUGAAAACUGCUAUUUUUAACAAUGUCUAGAAAGCAAAAUCAUUAACUAUGACACUUUUUUUAAACAGGGUGGACUUAAUUGAAGUGUGCAGUGUUGAACUACUGCUGCAGUAGCUGCCUCUAGUUGAAAUAAACUGUAGCCAAGUUUUCUGUCUAUUCAUCCAGAUAAUCUCGAUUCAGUGAAACAUCUGUGAGAGUGUUCCUCCCAUCUGGUGUGAGUGUGUGCGUGCGUGUGUUCCAUGAACAGACAGAGAACCAAAUGUUCUAGGUACUUGUCAUGUUUUAUUGCAUACUUUAAGUCGUGUGUAUGUGAAGUGUCCUUUGACCAGAAGGUUUUGGUUAAUAUCAGUAUAUUUUUAUAAAUUUGAAAUUCAUUGUGCCCCAUCUUUUUUCAUAAACAUUUUACAUUCUUAGGGUAUAUGUGCUAGAUUUGAAACUUAACAUUUUUAGGCACAGAUGGAAAAAGUUAUUGGCUCCUUGAAAACAUGUGGGACAAAAUGGAUCCUCAAAGCAUGUAUGUACUUACAAACCAAGCUGUAGAGAUCAAGAAAAGAACUUUAUUGUUGAUCUCAAGAUUUCUAAAUUGUCGAGAUUUAUAUGGAGUUGUGGUGGAACUAGUUAACACUUAGAGCUUUUGGUAUGUAAUGACUAUUUGCUAUGGACUGAUAUUAAAUGUUUCAAAGGAUUGCGUUCUUAAACUUUCUGGAUUUUUGUUACUCUCCUCAGAUAUUAUUAAGUAGUUAAAAAUUUCUUUGCUAUAUUACAUUAAAAACAUAAGAACUUUGGGUCUCGUAUUUAUUUUCACUUGUUUUACUAAUUAUUUACAGAACACCGUUUUAACUUUUUUAUUUUAUAAAUGUGUAGUAUUUUAAACAUAUCUUUAAAAAUUGUUCAAUUGGAACUACAUUAACUUCUGAUUUGUUUUUAUUAGGAUUUUUAAAAGAAAAUACACUUUUUCCAUGUUGGUGCACAGCACUUAACAGAAAUGUUUGUAUUCCCUUUCUUUCAAUUCAAUAAACAAUAAAUAACUGGAAUGAAUA
Molecule: messenger RNA, 7053 nt
Organism: Prinia subflava (tawny-flanked prinia)
Lineage: Eukaryota; Metazoa; Chordata; Aves; Passeriformes; Cisticolidae
Gene: WDR26
Product: WD repeat domain 26
Exons: 14
Coding region: 254-2128 (624 amino acids)
Biological process (GO): proteasome-mediated ubiquitin-dependent protein catabolic process
Cellular component (GO): GID complex
Molecular function (GO): protein binding
Source: RefSeq, a predicted model, not a curated record